Molecule: messenger RNA, 627 nt
Organism: Acanthosepion pharaonis
Lineage: Eukaryota; Metazoa; Mollusca; Cephalopoda; Sepiida; Sepiidae
Source: the annotation of a GenBank genome assembly
AUGUCUUGCUUAUUCUCUCUCUUUCUCUCUCUCUCUCUCUCAUCCGCUGUUGCUUUUUACUUUUCUUUCUCUCUUUUUACUUGUUUUUUUUUUCGUUCCCUAUUUCUUUUUCUUGCUUGUUCAUUCUCUUUCUUUUUAUUUAUUUUUUGGUGCUCAAAAUUUCCCAUGAUCCCUCUCGCAUCCUCUUUGUCUUUCACGUUCUUCAUUUACCUUUCUACAUUUUGUGCUCUCUCUCUCUUUCUCUCUCAUUCUAUUAUUUUCUCUCUCUUCCUUUGUAUUUCUCUUGCUCCUUCUUUCUUACAAGUUCUCUCUUUUCAUUUACUCCCCACCCCAUUCUUUCUGAAAUCAUAUUCUCUAACCUUUCCCGUUCUCUGUUUAUUUUUCUCUCUGUUUUUCUUAUUUCCUCUCCAAUUCCUUCUCUUUCUCUUUAUACACUUUACUCAAUGUCGAGAUGAGCUUCUCUAUUUAGAAGCUACGAUGCUAAAGGACAUAAUCUUUCUUUCUCUCUCUCGCUCUCUCUCUCUCUCUCUGUCAUCGCAGCACACCAAUUUCUUCCUUUUCUUCUUUUAUAUUUCAUUCUUCACCUUCCCUCUCGCCCAGCAGUCUUUCCUUUUUUAUUUCACUUAA